This is a messenger RNA of Anguilla rostrata (American eel), 2994 nucleotides long. It is a transcript of the gene ttc38, whose product is annotated as tetratricopeptide repeat domain 38. Lineage: Eukaryota; Metazoa; Chordata; Actinopteri; Anguilliformes; Anguillidae. The transcript has 14 exons. The record is from RefSeq and is a predicted model, not a curated record. The coding region runs from base 684 to 2084 and encodes 466 amino acids. Gene Ontology annotation, molecular function: protein binding.
GACAGCAUAUAAAACAACCUUUUUACUUUCAAUAAUGUCAAACUUGCGUGCAUUUGCUAUGAAUGGGAAAAAGGAAAUGGAGGAUUUUUGUUUUGUGAAUAUUUGAGGAUUGCUACAAUGGUAAAAUAAAAUAAAUUAAUCACUUAUCCUUUUAUGGGGUUAGAUGGAAUAAGCUUGAUUAACUGUAUUGGACUGUGUACACAUCGAUUAGGAUGAUGACAGGUAGACUCUUCAUCAUGUCUCCUGUUGGACAGGGAGUAUUUCCGUGUACACAGGGUGGUCUUGAGGGGUAAUUUAAAAAUGUUGGAUCCAUAAACUAUAUGAGAAUGCAGUUCAUUGGCUGAGAUCCAUUGCCCUACUGAAUCACCAGUUGCACCCGUCCGUCAUUUCCAGAGCCGAGCAUUAAUGUAACAAAACGCUUUCAUCCCAUUCGGACGGACGGAGAAUUAAAUGUCAUUGGAGUCCCGGCGGUCGGAAGCUCGCUGUUUGGUUGCAAGAUUGAAGGUGUUUUCGGUGUGCAGUGGAGCCGACAUACGACCAGUCAGUGCUGAAAUCAGAAACAACAAAACCGCUCCACUGUUUCGCUCGAGCCGCUCCACUUCCGCGGGGGAGGCGGAGCAAGACUGUUGUCCUUCGUAGUACUUUAUUGCAUUUCGUUCGGCAAUAAACAAGUGCUCUUCAAAAUGAAUCCAGCGAGUUUCAGGGACUGCAAGGCCUGGCAGAAGGAGGGUCUGCCUCUGUCCACGUCCAGCAACGAGGCCUGCAAGCUGUACGACGCCCUGCUCACCCAGUACGUGACCUGGCGCAGCGACGAGACCCUGGGAGGCGUGGAGGGGUGCAUCUCCGCCCUGCGAGCGGCUGACCCGAACUUCGUGAUGGGUCAUGUGAUUGGCACGGGGCUGGAGCUGGUGGGCACCGGGAGCUCCGUGCGGCUGAACGGGCGCCUGGCGGGCGACGUGGCCCGGCUGGCGGAGUUGGCGGCGGGCCGGGACCUCGCCCCCAGGGAGCGGCUCCACGUCCGGGCCGUCGAGCUCUUCGCCAAGGGGUGUCUCCCGGAAGCCUGCGAGCUGUGGGACGAGAUCCUCCUGGAACACCCGACGGACAUGCUGGCCGUCAAGUUCGCCCACGACGGCUACUUCUACCUGGGACGGCAGGCCCAGCUGCGGGACUCGGUAGCCAGGGUCCUGCCCCACUGGACCCCGCAGAUGCCCCUGUACAGUUACCUCAAAGGCAUGUACUCCUUUGGAUUGUUGGAGACGCAUUUUUAUGACCAAGCAGAAAAAACAGCAAAAGAGGGUCUGGAGCUCAACCGGGAGGACGGCUGGGCCGUCCACGCCGUGGCGCACGUCCACGAGAUGAGAGCCGAGGCGGACCGGGGGCUGCACUUCAUGGAGAGCCGGGAGAAGGACUGGAAGGUCUGCGACAUGCUUGCCUCGCAUAACUACUGGCACUGGGCCCUGUACUUCACUGAAAAGGGCCGGUACGAGGAGGCGCUCGGCGUCUACGACGACGAGGUCGUGCGACGCUGUAAGGCUUCGGGGUCCCUGCUGGACACGGUGGACGCCUGCUCCCUGCUCUACAGGCUGGAGAUGGAGGGUGUAAAUGUAAAGGAUCGCUGGAGGGAGCUGCUGCAGGUGACCAAGCCUCACGCAGAGGACCACGUCCUGCUCUUCAACGACCUCCACUUCCUGAUGACGUCACUGGGAGCCAAGGACGAGGGGACCACUCACCGCCUGCUGGAGACUCUGCAGGAGCUGGCAGAAGCCCCCGGAGAGAAUUUCCAGCACAAGCUGGCGGGAGGCCUCGGGGUGCCCAUGUGCCAGGCCAUGGUGGCGUACGACCGGGGCGACUUCGGGGCCGCCGCGGACCUGCUGCGGCCCCUCCGCUACCGCUUCGCCGAGAUAGGGGGCAGCGACGCGCAGAGGGAUCUGUUCCAUCAGUUACUUGUGCAUUCGGCUAUGAAGUCAGAUAAGAAACAGCACCAGAAGCUUGCCAGGUGCCUGCUGGUGGAGCGCGAUGCAGCCAGACCCAACUCCCCGCUCACCCACCGCCUGAUCCAGAGAGCCAGGGCUCUGCAUGCCUGACAGCCAGGCCAGCCCCCGGGGGUGGCCCUCCAUCUUAGGAACGGGUGGCCCUUCCUUCAAAAGGACUCGUCUAAAUCAUUUGUAAAUAUCAGCCGGGAGAGCAGUCCCACCGUCCAUUAUAAAUCUGUAAGGAAUUCAGCCGCAUCAAAUGCAUGUAUUUCAGUGCUGAAUGUGUUGCAACGGCACGCGUUUGCAGCCUAUGAUCACGCGUUUUUAACUUUUUUGAAUUUCAUCUUCUCGAUCGACUGCAAGAAGUUGAAGCCGGUUUUUUGGGGCGCGGCUGCCGCCCGCGUGCGUAAAGCUCCUCCCCUUUCGCCUCGGCCCCGCCUUCAAAGACCAAAGACCUGUGAAGCCAAGGGGGCCGGCGUAAUCGCUUCCUGUGCCGAAGGUCGCGCUGUACGCGCCAUACGCGCCACGCCCGGCUGUCCUGGAUUCGCGCUCGUAGCCGUGACCUCAUCCGUUCGCUUUCGGAGUGCGCCAGUUGAGCGGACUCUGUCCUCCUGAAACGCUCCACGGACCGAGGAGGGGGGGGCAUGGGGGCAUGGGGACUCCACAUGCGGCUUCUCCCCCGACUGACCAGAUGGGGCGCCAGAGAGCAAUGAGCUGUGGACCUGUCCUGCUGACUGUAGCCCCUCCCCCUCUCUGUGAUGUCUGUGAUGCUACAGCCGGUUAUGCGCCUGCCCCCCAAUAGUUACUCUUUCUUUAAAACGUAACGUCAGGCAAGACUAAUCGCACGAGGCGAUUAUAACACUUAAGAAGCGCAAGGUUAUGUUCACAUCAGCAUUUUAUUAAUAAAAAAAACACAUGCCGUUAAAAAACAAACUCAAAGUAAAUCCUUAAUGCCGACACAAAUAUACAGUAAUCAUUCGAUUAUGUAACCGCUCCAAUGAAUAAAUGUUUCCAGUGUGAA